Messenger RNA from Monoraphidium neglectum, 654 nucleotides. RefSeq lists its product as hypothetical. NCBI's taxonomy places the organism in Eukaryota, Viridiplantae, Chlorophyta, Chlorophyceae, Sphaeropleales, Selenastraceae. The record is from RefSeq and is a predicted model, not a curated record. The coding region runs from base 1 to 654 and encodes 217 amino acids. The transcript has 4 exons.
AUGCAGUCCCACCGCCUGAAACGGGGAACCGCCCGCUUGGUGUGCCAUGCGGAAGAGGGCGCCGGCGCCGCCUCGCGGCGGCGCCUGCAGCAGCAGCUUGAUGACAAGGGCCAGCCGGGCGGCGCGGACGCCCCAAGUGAGCCGCACGAUUGGGACGACGGCGCCGAUGCCGUUCUGCUGGCGGAUGCGGCCACCAUUCGUGCUUCAGCCGCCACUGGCGCCCCCGCGGCGCCGCCUGCCAACGGCGGCGCGCAGGACGCGCCGCGGCUGGCGCCGCAGGGGUGGGCGGACGACGCACCCCCAUCGGUGACUGCCUCGGUGGCCAUCAUGCCCCGGCAGGCCGCGGCACUGGUUGCAGGCGGGCAGGCCAAGCGCAACCCGGUGACCCUCUUCUUUGCCAAAUGCAAGCUUGCAUGGUCGCUUUUUUUCCCAUCUCCCCCGGAAACGCAGCAGCCGCCUGCCAGCUCGGGCGAUGUGGGGCGCCAGCGGCUGAGCAUGAUCCUGGUGGCUGACCGUGCAGGCCUGAGCCCUGGCAGCCUCAUGCAGAUGAAGCAGAGCACGGUGCGCGCCCUGGCCCAGACCAUGGACAUGCGGGAGCUGGCGGAUGCGCAGCUGCGCUUCACCAUGCCGUCCCCAUCAUCGACGAGUCGCUAG